AUGCCAGGACUGAACACUCUCCCGCCUUUUCCGGACGAUGUGCCUACUCAUCCGCUGCUCGUAGUGGACUAUGAGCUCAUCAAGGCCGGAGAUGAGGAUGAGAUCAACAAAUUAUGGGACGCAGCGGCGCACCUCGGCUUCUGGUACUUGAAGAACCACGGCGCUGACGAGGAGGUGGCUCAGAUGUUUGAUAUGGGGGAUGAAACGAUGCAGCUGCCUUUCGAGGAGAAGAUGAAAUAUGAGCAGGGAGAUGAGGGAUUGUCCUGCGGGUACAAGGCGCCCGGUGCAAACGCCACAGAUGAGAGCGGUGCCCUAGACACCGCAGAGUUCAUUAACAUUGCCAAAGAUGAUGCAUUAGCCUGGCCUGGCCACGUAUAUCGCACGUACCCCUCGACUGUUAAUGCACGCAUGGAGUUGACCAUUAUCCCGUUCGUGCGGAAGAGUCUUGAGGUGAAUCGCACCUUGAUAGACGUGCUCAAUGAGAAACUGGGGCUCCCGAAUGGCGCACUUUUGAAAAGGCAUUCCCUCGACGAGCACAGCGGAAGCGAGGCGCGAUGCAUCCGGUCGCCUCCUAUGCCUCCAGGAUCACCGGAUAACAAGGCAGCAAUUGGCGGACACACAGAUUUCGGGUCGUUGUCGUUCCUGCACAAUCGGCUUGGCGGGCUGCAGGUCAUGGUACCAGGCACGGAUACAUGGCAAUAUGUGAAGCCCAUUCCCGGGCAUGCGAUCUGCAAUCUCGGAGAUGCCAUGACGAUCUUCAGCGGGGGUAUCCUCAAGUCGAACCUACACCGCGUGAUAUCGCCCCCGAAGGAACAGGCAAAACAUGUGCGCUGGUCGCUCGUGUUCUUCACGCGGCCGGGGAACUCUGUUGAGCUGCGCACGCUCGCGGACGAGAGCCCUCUUAUCGCGCAAGCGGUUGCGGAGGACCCAGAUAGGAGCUAUCAGACGGGAGUCACUUCGAAAGACUGGUUCGCUAGGAGGAUCAAGAAUCAGAGAAUCAAGAACAGGAAGGGGCCAGAGACAUGGCGUGCUAGCAGGGGUAUGGAGCAUCGACCCGCAGCAGCUUGA
Messenger RNA from Laetiporus sulphureus 93-53, 1068 nucleotides. Its product is annotated as Clavaminate synthase-like protein. Gene Ontology annotation, molecular function: dioxygenase activity. Bases 1 to 1068 code for a protein of 355 amino acids. The transcript has 7 exons. Lineage: Eukaryota; Fungi; Basidiomycota; Agaricomycetes; Polyporales; Laetiporaceae. The record is from RefSeq and is a predicted model, not a curated record.